Messenger RNA from Sorex araneus (European shrew), 5142 nucleotides. It is a transcript of the gene ESCO1, whose product is annotated as establishment of sister chromatid cohesion N-acetyltransferase 1. Gene Ontology annotation, cellular component: chromatin; nucleus. Gene Ontology annotation, molecular function: protein-lysine-acetyltransferase activity. Lineage: Eukaryota; Metazoa; Chordata; Mammalia; Eulipotyphla; Soricidae. The record is from RefSeq and is a predicted model, not a curated record. Bases 1132 to 3651 code for a protein of 839 amino acids. The transcript is spliced from 12 exons. Gene Ontology annotation, biological process: mitotic sister chromatid cohesion.
GCGGUGCGCGCACGCGAGGCCUCCCACCGCGCCUGCGCUGAGGAUGGCCGCGGGCUCGCCGUUCCCCGACGCCCGGCCGUCCGGGCCGGGGUGAAAAACUGCGUGACACGCAGCGAGCGUGGCGGCCAUCUUCCUCCUCCGGGCGCGUCAGCGGCGCCGGUUCGGGCCGAGGAGGAGCGUUGCGCAAGCGCGCCCGAGGCAGUCACAGGUAACUCCCAUCUGACGGGCGAGGCGUCGCCGUCGUCGCCGGAAGUUUGGCGUUGCUGCGCCGCGGGAGAGGCGGCGGUCGCGGCGGGAGCCACCCGGAUGUGAGGCGGCCCGCGUCGGACCCUCGGCCGGGGCUAGCAGAUCACAAAUACACAGGAAGUUUUUAGAGGUAUCAUUUAUUAGACGCAUCAUCAAUCAACUUAAAGUGAUACAUGAUUCCUAUUUCAGUAAGGUGCUGUGUAAUGUGUUAAGAGCAUAUUAUAAGGAAUGAUUUUGUCAAAUUUUCAUGAGUUAUGGUUGCUGAAAGAUCAGUUCUGUCUUGUGGGAAAAGAACUAAAUGGCAGCACAAAAGGAGAUCUAUAUUAAUAGAGUCCUUUAUUAAACGAAAGAGGUUAGAUAAGAAUUUUAAAUCAACAGACUCAGCAAAGAGAAAAAGAAACGUGUUAGCUUUAAGACAUGUUUCAAAUGAAUCAAAGUCUAGUAACUGUAAACUUAAAAGAAAAAAAUUUUCAAAAUCAUUGUCAAAACAGACAGCUCAGUUAUAAAUUUCAAUAAUAGGGCUAGGUAUUAAUUGAGAAACUCACAAAGUAAAUUGAACCUGAACUUAAUUUUUUAUAAAAAAUUUUUAUAAAAAAAAAAAACUUCCAGAAUUUCAAAUUAGAAUUACAUUUUUGUUCAAAUUUUUGUAACCUUGCCCAAGGUAAAACAAAUAUCUUUCAGCCUCAUGCUAGCUUUUCUCAUGUCCUAGGGAUGACAGAAACCUUACUUGAAGCAAACCAGUAUUCUUGCAGAAAAUGCAUAGCAGCAUCAGUUAAAGUUCAAUCUUAAGACCUGCUUCUCAAUAAUAAUACUAGGCAUUCAGCAUUCCCACCUUCAAGGUCACGAAAAUUCUCUCAAAACUACUCAGAAAAGGAGGACAAAGGAAUGAUGUCCAUGCAGGAGAAAGCAAAAGAAAAUUCCUCCAAUGUUAUUAAGAAAAGAGAAGAUAGAAAUUUAGAAACAAAAAUUGAAGAGUCUCAAAAAAAUCUAGCCAAAAAAUCAGGACCAAAGGAAGUUUUAAAAUCACCAGUUAAUUCUUCCAGUGAAAAUAAAAUAAAUCGGCCUGAAUUUGGAACAUGCAUGAGUACAAGGUCAGCAAAGGCAGCAUCCAGUGACAAAAAAACUAACAACUCCAUUAAUAAAAAUGUAACUGUGAAUUCACAACAAGAAUCUAAGAAUAAGAAGAAAUUAUCUCAGAAAAAAUCAUUGAAUGAAACCUCCACGUCAAAUGAACAGCUUAACCGAAGAUCACAAAGACUACAACAGUUAACAGAGGUUUCAACAAGGACUCUUCGUAGUAGAGAAAUUCAGGGCCAAGUACAAGCAGUUAAACAGAAUUUUCCACUUACAAGAAAAGAGUACUGUAGUAAUACUCAGAGUAAGACUAGUAAAGUAAAAACAAAUAAAAAACAUGUGAAAAGAAAAGUACUGGAGAAGUCUGACUUUAAAGAGGAUGGAAAUCCAAUUCUCAAUGAAGUAAAUUCACCAAAAGGAAAAAAACGCAAAGUAGAGCACCAGGCAGCUGAUACCAACAGUUCUCACUGCUUUAAGGGAUCUGAUGAAAAGUGUCAUCAGAAGAAUUCCAGAAAAGAGGAAACAAAACCUGUGCCUGUAACUUCUGAGAUAAAAAAAUCAAAAGUGGCUACUUCACUGAUCUCUAAAAAGAAUGAAACGAAGAAGUCUGUUCAUACACAAGUGAUUACUACUGCAAAAUCCCAAAAACGUCCACAGCCAUUAGUGCCUGAACAAAAUGUUGAUAAUGAACUGGAGCAAGCAGGAAAGAACAAGCGAGGUAGCAUUCUUCAACUAUGUGAAGAAAUUGCUGGUGAAAUUGAGUCAGAUACUGUAGAGGUGAGAAAGGAAUCUUCACAAAUAGAAAGUGUAAAUGAGGAACAGUGUACGGAAGUGAAAUUGGAAGAGACCGAUGUUGAAGGAGGAACGCUUCAUCACCAGAAAACAAAUCAGGAUGUUCAGUGUAACCGUUUCUUUCCCAGUAGAAAAACAAAGCCUGUGAAGUGUAUACUAAAUGGAAUAAACAACUCAACUAAAAAGAAUUCUAACUGGACUAAAAUUAAGCUAUCAAAAUUUAACUCUGUACAACAAAAUAAGUUGGAUUCUCAAGUUUCUCCCAAAUUGGACUUAUUACGAACCAGUUUUUCAUUACCAGCUUUAGAAGUGCAUCACCCAGUGACUCAGAGUACAUUUUUAGGGAUAAAACCACAUCUUGAUAAAAACAUAGCUUGUCAGCAGGAAGAAAUGAGAAAAGAAGCUAAAAAUGAUACCGAAGUUGAAAUUAAUAAAACCACAAAAAGUGCUUCUGAAAAUUGUGAUUUGGAUAAUCAGAUAAAACUUCCUGUCCCAUCAUUGGAUAACCAGAUGAAACAUUCUUUUGAAUCAACACCAGAUAAGAAUUUCAGCCUGCAUUUGGAAUCUAAGCUUGAAAAGAGUACAGUGGAAAAUUCCACCACAGUUGCAGAACUGCUCAGUCAAGCAAAAAUUGAUUCAAGAGACAGUACAUUUCCAGGUUCAGUUCCCCAACAGCAUAGUAGUAUACUCAGUAACCAAACAUCUAAGAUCAGUGACAACAGAGAGAAUACACAAAAUUAUUCUUGGUCUGAGUGUAAUUCCCGUUUGGAGUUAACAAUUCCAAAGGAGUUGAAGCUAAAAGAAACAGAAAAAGUUGAUGAAAAACAGUUGAUCAUAGAUGCUGGACAAAAAAGAUUUGGAGCAGUUUCUUGUAAUGUUUGUGGCAUGCUUUACACAGCUUCGAAUCCCGAAGAUGAAACACAGCAUCUGCUCUUCCAUAAUCAGUUUAUUAGUGCUGUAAAAUAUGUGGGCUGGAAAAAAGAAAGAAUUCUGGCUGAAUACCCAGAUGGCAGGAUAAUAAUGGUCCUUCCUGAAGACCCAAAGUAUGCGUUGAAAAAGGUCGACGAAAUUAGAGAGAUGGUUGAUAAUGAUUUAGGUUUCCAACAGGCUCCACUAAUGUGCUAUUCCAGAACUAAAACACUUCUCUUUAUUUCUAAUGAUAAAAAAGUAGUUGGCUGUCUAAUUGCGGAACAUAUCCAGUGGGGCUACAGAGUCAUAGAAGAGAAACUUCCAGUUAUAAGGUCAGAAGAAGAAAAAGUCAGAUUUGAAAGGCAAAAGGCCUGGUGCUGCUCAACAUUGCCAGAACCUGCAAUCUGUGGGAUCAGUCGUAUAUGGGUAUUCAGCAUGAUGCGACGCAAGAAAAUUGCUUCUCGAAUGAUUGAAUGCCUAAGGAGCAAUUUUAUAUAUGGCUCAUACUUGAGUAAAGAAGAAAUUGCUUUCUCAGAUCCUACGCCUGAUGGAAAACUGUUUGCAACUCAGUACUGUGGCACUGGUCAGUUUUUGGUAUAUAAUUUUAUUAAUGGACAAAAUAAUACCUAAAACAGAUUCUUGCCACCAGUACUAGAAGAUCUACUGAAGAGAAAUGAGAGAAAUGGAUCGGUUGCUGACUUUAACCAGGAACUAGGGCCAUUUUUAUUAUAAUGAACUCAGGAUUGGCAACAGCCAUAAGGUUGUUCCAUUUUCAUAAAUUGGAAACAAUGCAGUAAUAGCUUAUUGUUUUGUUUUUUAAAGAAGAUAUUUUAUUAUCUUUUACAGAAAUUUAUGAUUGAUGUAUUUUAUCUAUACUUAUUUAGACAUGUUUACAUGCAGCGGAUAAUUGUUCAUAGUGGACUGAAAACUAAUGCAAGGACUAUGGUCUCAGUUGAUAAGUAUAUUUUGAAGUUCUUAAUACGGAAAUAUACCAGUGUAGCUUGGUGUACUGUAUUUUUUUAUAUGAAUCUGCUGAUACCAGUUAGUUUUAAAGAUGUAUUUUCACAGAGCAGAAGACAGUUUUUGUUAUUAUUUAAGAAGAGACUCUGAAAGAUACUUUGAUGAUGACCCUUUAUAAAAAAGCAAAGCUCCAGGGACCAGAGAUUUAGUACAGCAGGUAGGGUGUUUACCUUGCACAUGGCCAACCUGGGUUCAAUCCCUGGCAUCCCAUAUGGUCCCCCAAGUACCAUUAGGAUUGAUUCCUGAGCAUUGCUAGGAAUGGCCCCCAAACCUCUCCACCCCCUCCCAAAAAAAAGCACCACUCCGGGUUUAUGAAGAAUUUGAGUUUUGAUUUUUUUCUUUCGUCUCUCUUUUAGGGACCUACUAAUGGAGAGCUAGUGUUAAGUACCCCUUGAAGUUUAUUAUUGUAGUGUCAUUUUUUUUUAAAUGGCAACUUUGGCACACUUAGGCUAUUUAUUAAUCCCAAAGAGGUUUUUAAACAUGUAUGGAAUAGUCACAGCUAAACCUGGAUAACUUGGUAUCUGCGUUGUUAUUGCUCAGAAGUACUACACUGAGUAUAUACCCUUGUUAUGGAACUUCAUUUCGAUACUUGUCUAUCCUUCAUUGUGCCCUCUACUUUUAAAGGGUUUAUAUGUUGAAAAACUGCUGUGGCCUUUUAUGAUAUGUAUAUAAUGUAGAGUAAAAUAAUAAAAUAAUUGAUAGCUUUUAAAAAAGUGAUAAAUGUGAUAAAGUGUUGUUUGUGCUUUUCCAAUGUUUCUUGGGUUCAGUACCUUGAAAUUGUUGGCUUUUUAAAGGUCGUUUUCACCAGUUUGCCAAAAGGACCAGUGUAUAAGCACUGACUUCUGUUUAUCUUCAGAAGGCAGAAUCCUAACAUCAGACUUUCCUGGUUUGAGAAGUGCCACAGCUCAAGAAUGAAAUACUUAUGACUAAACAUAGAUUAUUUUUGUGAGGUAAACUUAUAUUUCCGUUAAAAACUGACUAAAAUUUAGAGCUUUAAAUUUAAGAUUUUAGCAGUUGGCUUAUGUUUUCUCUCACAUUAAUACUUUCUAAAGUGGUUUAAGGAUCUUGAAUCUUUAUAUAAUUAAAGGCACUAUAAAUUUC